Molecule: messenger RNA, 933 nt
Organism: Ciona intestinalis (vase tunicate)
Lineage: Eukaryota; Metazoa; Chordata; Ascidiacea; Phlebobranchia; Cionidae
Product: eukaryotic translation initiation factor 1A, X-chromosomal
Biological process (GO): translational initiation
Molecular function (GO): RNA binding; translation initiation factor activity
Source: RefSeq, a predicted model, not a curated record
GUGGCUGGAGAAAAACUCAUCUUUAAUUUUUCAUUUUCAUAAUCAUUAUUGUGCUUACAUUACAGCCUAACAGCGUAGUUUUUCGUGUAUUCUGUUUUAUACUUUGUUGAAUUAAAUAAAAUCCAAUAAGAAUGCCGAAAAAUAAGGGAAAGGGAGGUAAAAACAGAAGAAGAGGAAAGAAUGAAAAUGAUCGUGAAAAGCGAGAACUUAUAUUCAAAGACGAUGGUCAAGAAUAUGCACAGGUAAUUAAAAUGUUGGGUAACGGGAGGUUAGAAGCAAUGUGUUUCGAUGGAGUGAAAAGGUUGUGUCAUAUUCGGGGAAAACUUCGGAAAAAAGUAUGGAUCAACCAAUCAGAUAUUAUCUUGAUUGGUUUACGAGACUACCAGGAUCAAAAAGCUGACGUGAUAAUGAAAUACAACGCUGAAGAAGCCAGGAAUCUGAAGUUGUAUGGAGAACUUCCUGAUAGUGCCAAGAUCAACGACGUACAGUUCGACAACGCUGAGGAGAAUGACAUCAUAAUGUUCGAUGAUGUGAGCGACGCUACAGCGGGUGCUCAACCGACCGUAACGGAGCUGAGCAGCAGCGAGGAGGAAGAUUUGACCGAUGAAAGUUCGGACGAAGAAGUUGAAAAAUAUAAAGCUCCGGUUAAAAGUUAUUCUUCGAAGAAAGGUGGAGGGAUUGAUGUGGAUAAUAUAUAGCAUUUGUUCGUUCGUUGUACAAAGAGUAUUCGGUGAAAUGUCCAGUUCAAUAAUUAUCGCCCAACCAUAGUGAACCCCCAUGUUAGGUCAAUUGUUGCAUCACAAUGCUUUGUGUGACCACAGGUUUUGGGAAGUUAUUCAUUUUAUGCGAAUGUGUUUUAUUUUGUGCAGUUACCAGUUUUACAAGGACGCAGCUUUGUGUCUUCUCCAGAUAAAUACAGAAACAAUGAAUUAA